CUUCGUCUUUAUUUCCCAAGACGUCAAUCAGUCGAAAGGUCGCUCCGUUCUCGCUAAGAAAAAGCUAAAACUUUGGUUUUAGGCUGAUUCUCUGCACCGUAAAUUGGUGAAAUAGAUUAAUAUACCACGCGUACGUGUAAAUUGUGAAAUUUGCAAGUACAAUUCAAUUCGGUGUCGCUUCCAGAUGGUAGUAGAGCUGCUAUCAAAUACGUGGUAGUUGUGUUUUUUUUCUCGACUGUGUGAAAAGUGCAUGUUUUCCGUUCGCUAGCAAUUUUCCUACCCGUAUCCGUUGCUGCGUAGGUGCGGAAAAGGGCGAAUAAAAACGCUGAACCUCAAGGUAGAAAUUGAAUUACGGCAGCUAUCGAAGGGCAGAUAUAUUUUUCGCGAUAAAAGUGUUGUUGGGCCGGUCAUUUAGAAGGCGUUCAGAGCAUGGCCGAGGAGAGUAUCCUAACCGAAAGCGGCACGAUGGAUCCGGCUGGAUCCAUCACAACAGAGGAGCAGGUUGGCUUUCUGGCCAGCAUCGUUAACGAAAUCAUCUACAGCCCGCUGAAUGUGGUGCUGGUGGGGGUGAUUACAUUCCUGGUGUACAAAAUCUUCCACAGCAGACAGCAGCCGGCGAGUAGUCCACCACCGGAGCCGGAGCUGCCACGCCUCCGUCAGGACAUGACGGCGGCGGAGCUCCGCAAAUACGACGGAAACCAGCCAGACGGGCGGGUACUUGUUGCCGUCAACGGUAAUGUGUACGAUGUAACGAAGGGAAAGCGCUUCUACGGCCCCGGUGGACCAUACGCUGCAUUCGGUGGACGUGAUGCUUCCCGUGGUCUCGCCACGUUCAGCGUGUCCUGCAACGAGAAGGACUAUGACGACCUAAGUGAUCUCUCCCCGAUGGAGAUGGAAUCGGUGCGGGAGUGGGAAAUGCAAUUCAAAGAAAAAUACGUCUUCGUUGGCCGCCUGCUCAAGCCAGGCGAGGAACCGACCAGCUACUCCGAUGAGGAAGAGGAAACACCUAACGACACCUCGACUCCCUCGGCAACGGAAUCUGCAUCUGCGCCAGCCGCUACUGCUACCAUUACUACCGCUCCGGCACCACGAUCGCCGAAAAAGGAAAGCAAAUCGAGCAGCGAAGCGACAACGGCGGCGGCGGCGGCUGUCGCCCCGUCUAAGGUGGAGGAAAUUAAACCCGACGGUGAGGCCAAGGGUAAGGACGAGGAGUGACGCCUCAAUAGUGACAGCGACAGCGACAGCAGAGUAGUAUCCUUAAGAAGUGAAGUUGACGGAGUCGAUGUCGAUGAGAGACUCAGUAGAUCGGGUAGGAAUAACAGCAGCAACAAUCCAGACACUGCGGGAGAAACGAUGGCCUAUACAACAAACACUACUGAUAUUGGCGAUGGUGGUGGCGGCGAGUUCGACAACGGCCGCGCGCCAUUCGAUCAGCAUAGCAUUUGCAAUAUGUUUGGAUUUUAACGUAAAUUAAUUUGGUGGUGGCGAAGGUUUAUACUUAAAUUUUAUACUGAUGAUUAUGAUGGGAAAACGUUGUCGGGUUCACGCGUAUCGCUGGACAGGGAAGCAUCUACGUUCACACAAAUUUUCAAAGCGAAACCAGUAGCGCACCGGCGGUUGUUGUGGUUGUCAAUUGGCCACGAAUAUCGAUCAAUUUAUUGUCGUUUUUGUUGUUUGUUACGUGUAAACUGCCGACUCAUCACAAGAGCAUGCUUGGAGGUUUCUACACUGAGCUCUCGACGGAGGAAGCGCUUCGGUCGAAGCAGGCUUUGAUGACGCUGCUGCUUUCCUCCCACAGCGGGCAUAUUGUGUGGUUGCUAUCCAAAAUUUGCAUACAUGUAUGUGUUUCAAAUCGUGUUACAAUUCGUGUGUGAUUAUUCUGCAAAUAAUACAAAUUCGUUCGUUCAAUUCGGGCUAAUCCGUCCACGCACUGACCAAAAAUUUGUGUUCGCUUCUUUGCCCUAGCGUCAUUCCUUCAGCCCUUCGCAUUCAAACAUAAAUCUACCAUCUACAUCAGCUAUACUGAUUGUUUUAUUUUAAAUCAUUAAUUCGUAUGUGUAAUAAUCGCGAAAGCCUAAGAAAUCAUUGUCUAUUUCUUGACGUAGGAUUACGUUUUUCAGUAAUGGUGUCGAAUCAGAAAACAGGGCGCGUUUUUAUGAAAUAGUUUUCACGUCGAUAACUAUUUUUGCUGCGACUAUACUUUGAUGAUGUGCAUAUGAAUUGAACCGGAAAUUCUCCGUCUUUUGAACAUUUUUUUAUUGUUCCGUCUUUUAAUCAAUAUUUUCAGUAUGAAAAGAAAAAAAUAAUGCUUUUUAUUAUUUUCAACACAUUGUUUUCGGCGGAUUGACGGAUUGUGGGAUUGUGGUCCUAUUUUACAUAAUAUGAAAAUGUCCUGUUGUACCAUGCGAUUUAUUGAAAACCCCAUGCCUUAAAAUAGAAAUGAUGUACACUGAAAUUUUCUGGUUAUUUUGAUCGUUUUAUUACAACUGUUCAACACAAAAAGGGAAGAAGUAUUUUUGAACAGUGAAUUACAAGUUACAGUGAGUCCAAUUGAUUCAGAGGAAUACAGGAGGCAAAAUUUAUCGUGACAGUGGUAAAUUUUGAUGAUACUGCGUUGGGUCACAUUGAAAAAUGGAAGUCUAGUCUAGAAAGAGCACAACAGUAUAAAUGGAUUGUAUUCAAGUCCAUUCUUGAAUUAUCAGAGAUUCGAAAUAGCAUUAGUAUAGAACUUCCUGUUCAGACAGUUGAAAAUAUUUUGUUUGAUGAGUGGAUAAUGAUUAAAUUAAUUAUAAUUGAUGAGAUCAAAACUCCGGGUCUGUUACCAAUCGUUGGGAGUAAAUUUUCAGAAUUUACGAACGAAUUUCUAGAGUUUAAGGAACUCGUGAUCAUAUUUUGUGUCUGCCUGGCUAUACCGUACCGAUUACUGUUUUUUUUUUCUCUACGGAGUGGACAACAUCUGUAUUAGAUUAUUAGAUGUAGACAACGGAAAAGUCGGAAGAUAAUUGCCAAACAGACCUUUGAUCUGGAAUAUAACAAGUUUUAUGAUAAAAAAUUUCUAAAAAUCAUGAUCUUCUUCGCCAAAUCUCCAAAUCUUAUCUAAAUCUUUCUUCACUCGAAAGAACAAAUUCGCAUCAAAUAAUUUUUGAUUAUUUGGUUUUAUUCCAGGCGUUAUUCACUCAAUAACAUUUCCCAAAAUGUACUGGAUGUGCAACUUAAUUCGUUCCGUUUUCACAAGAUGACUCAAAGUGAUAUAAAUAUUUGUAGGCGACAGCUGUAUUUGAUGAAUCGGGAAGUGUCAACAUCUGUCAACCAAAUAUUGUUUACAAGUCUUGGAGUUUUGCACAAGUUAAAUUUUUACUGCGUUGAACCGAAAAAGUUUGAAGACGAUUAAUUAGAGACAUUACUCGAUCAGGAUUCGUACCAAACGUAAACAGAGCUUGCAGAAUCAUCAGGAGUAACUCGAUAAGCUAUUUCUGAACGAUUUACAGCCGCCGGAUACAUCCAAAUUGUAUUCUAUACGAAAUGGAAGCCAGAGAUGUCGAACGGAGAUUUUGCGUGUCCGAAAUGUUACUCGAAGCCAUUUUGCGUCGAAUCGUUACCGGGUCGAAAAAUCGUAUGUAAAGUCCGGCCAACCCAGAACAUCAAUGCCGAUGCCGAAUAUCCACGGUGCCAAAUAAAUGUUCUGCAUUUGGUGGGACCGAAAGGGUGUUAUCCACUAUGAGCUGCUAAAAACUUUUUACAGAAAACUAUCAAUCCUCACUCCCGACAUUCUUCCAAAAAUGAAAGUAACAAUGACGAACCAACCAAAAAUGUGUUGAAAAUCACUAUAAUAGAGAAAAAAAAACCUGUUUCUUGCACGAAUAUUGCUCGCCAGCAACAGAUUAGGUUUUGAUUUUACAGAUUAGGCUAAUACGACUAUCGUUAAUUAAGUUAGCUUUGAUUUUUCGUUUCUUCGUUCUAUUUUCAUAUUUUCAGCAUUAAAUGAGAAACGAAAAAGCAUUUUCGUUUGACUUCAGAGAGAGAGAGAGAAAAGAGAGAGAGAGAGAGAGAGAGAGAGAGAGAGAGAGAGAGAGAGAGAGAGAGAGAGAGAGAGAGAGAGAGAGAGAGAGAGAGAGAGAGAAAGAGAGACUACUCAUUUUACGCAAAUAUCGAGACUGCUAAAGAUUGUGAGGCGAAAAAUUCGAUCAACACUUUAGUAAAAUAGAAACUGAAAAUGGCCAGGACGAGCACAAUAUUUAUAAUGCUUUCACAUAUUAAUAAUGCUUUUCACUGUCCGACUACAUCCGGCAUCAACCGCUGACCAAUCUUUACUUCGAUGGACUUUCAUGCACAUUUAUAGAUUUUUGUGAUCUCAAUAGUUUUUUCAAAGCAGUUUUGAGUUAUAUAAAAGUCGGGUCAAAAAGAAAUAAACAUCACUUUUUAACAUUCGCAAGCGAUUAUCAUUACUCUCAACCGGAAAAGAGGUAUUAACGCUCAAAUCCUUGCAUCCCAAAGGUAAUGCUCUUGUUUUCAAAAUUUUAAACUAACACUCCCGUACAGGUGCAGAUAUACAGCAAACAUUCGCUAACUGGGCGAAAAGGGAAGACCAGUUAUUGACAUUUGCGUUUUAACUGGUCCGGCAUGUUAAACGUCAAAUAAAAUCGAGGGGAACUUCAAUGAAUUGUUUGAUUCACGUUGAUAAUGAAAUUGGAUAAACAAAAGGAUUCCAUUGAAAGUUUCGCAUUGAGUGUGACAACAGAUAUGAAAUAUAAUUUGAGGACAUUAUUUUUCUGUAAUUCAAUCAAUGUUUUUGUCAUGCGAAAAUAAUGUCAAUUUUCAUAACAUUUCAAGUUUCAUUCGAAUUCCCCUCACAUCAAAUCUUCCAUUUGAAUAUGGCGUCGAUUGUUUACGAAAUUCUGCUUUUUAACUGGUCCAAGGACCAGUUAACGUUCGCCCAGUUAAAACGCAGACCAGUUAAAACAGGACCAGUUAGCGAACGAUUACUGUACAGAAGCAUUCCAGACGGCAUGAAAAUCGACGCAAAAAUUGCAUCACUGUGUUCGAUACAUAUCUUCCAUUGUUCCUUUGUAUCGAGCGAAACAUUCGUCUCUAGCCUUGAAAAAGACCAAUUUAGAAAACUAAACUCUCGGCCUUAGAAAUAAGCCAUUCAGAGGAUCUCGCUGCCGUCUGGUCGCUAUAUAGAUGAUCUAGUGAAUCCUGAGUGCUGUGAAAUCGCGAAUAGCUUGUUUGUACCCGAUAAAUUGAAAACGGGCAGAGCUUAAAUGGCACUAUAGCCCUUAGAACGAACUCUCCAUUUGCUAUUUCUGUUUCACAAUACCGUGUCCUGUUUUCUGAUUUGAUACCAUUCCUGAAAGACGUUGUCUAAGUUAAAAAAAAGGUAAUGAUUUCUUAGGUUUUCUUAUUGUUACACAUACAAAAAAGUUGAAAAAAAAGUAACCAGAAGAGCCGGCCGGACCAAAUGCCGCCCGCAGGCCACUGGUUGAAUAAAGCUGAUCUACAUCAUCCAAGUUGAUCCAAUCAUAAAAGCAAAGAUCGAAUGCUAAACCAACCGUGUCUCUCCCACGUCAAUUGUCAGCUCGACCAAAACAACAUUUCUUAAGGAUCGGCUGUACUUAGAAGAGCCUAUAUUUUCGAGUUUAUGCUGCUGCUGCUGCUGCUGAUGCAGCGCACAGCACUACGAAACUUGUCAAUCUUCAACCGAGACUCCCCUUUACCAAUGAAAAAAAAAAAACAACACAGGUUUAACUAUAACCGCAACCGCUUGAGGCUUAACAUUGUUCGGACCGCUUCCGGUGUGCAACAGCGUGAAGCCGUCUCUCCGAACAAUUUCAAGCCAUCGGUGACCGACUGACUGACCGAACGCACCAUCCAGCGUUGACAAUUCCAUUCCUCCAGAGAAGAGUCUAUUACAAAAAAAACGUCAGUACUUACACACGCAAACAGUCUUGGCACAUACACACACACAUAUAAACAGAUUAGCUAUAAACUACUUCUACUACUACUGCUACCAGUCUAAAAUACAAGCAGUACAAGCAUAAAUAUAUACGGUUAAGGUGUCUUUGUAUUGAUAUAUUACUGGAUGGAAAACAAAAACUAACGCUGAGAAUAUAAGAAACACACAAACAAAACAAAACAAAAAAAAACAUAAAAAAAUGCUAUACAAACAUUAAAAAUUAAAAUUUUUCCAAGCGCAUGAUAGUCGGGGGUAAAACCGAGAAGCUAAAGAUGAUUACUAUUUACAAACUCAAAUUUUGCAAAUGAGAAAAAUAAUGGAAAAACAACAGUCAAAUGUGCGUGUCGUGAUGCGCGCGUAGUUUACAAAGCGAGGUUCCUCGUCACUCUAUUGGACAGAAGCUGUGUGUAAACGCACGAUUAAAUGGUUUGUUCCGUUCUUUAAAUUGAAACAUAUUUCGGCUUAGUGUUUUUUUUGUUCGUAAAAACCGUGUUCGGUUUUCGUUGUUACACACACACAUACACAGAUACAUAUGAUUCCAAAAUGAUAAUUAGUUUAGGGGGUUGUCAAAUGAUGAACAGCUAUAAUGAAUAACUACUAUAUAAAUUACACACAACAUACAUGCAUGGUGUACAUCUGUGGAAAAGAUGACGAUUAUGAAGAAACAAAAUCAAAGGGGAAUUUUUUGUGGCUUAUAAAGUAGAUAAGUUUUAAGGGUGUAAUUAAAAGUUUUUUUUUAAAAACAUGUUUAUACUUUAGGCAGCGAUCGUUUAUUUUAUAAAAAAAAACCAGAAGUAAACUUCGAACAAAUCGCGGAUACAUUGAAAACAAACGGAUGCAAAAUUUACAGAGAAAACAAUGUUAACUAA
This is a messenger RNA of Toxorhynchites rutilus septentrionalis, 6822 nucleotides long. Its product is annotated as membrane-associated progesterone receptor component 1-like. NCBI's taxonomy places the organism in Eukaryota, Metazoa, Arthropoda, Insecta, Diptera, Culicidae. The transcript is spliced from 3 exons. Gene Ontology annotation, cellular component: membrane; endomembrane system. The record is from RefSeq and is a predicted model, not a curated record. The coding region runs from base 430 to 1215 and encodes 261 amino acids.